GUUCUUCUGCGGUUUUUUACGUCGUUCUUUUCCCGCUCCACCAGCACGGAAAAUUUAGAUUACAUCACUAUUCGGAAUAUCAAUAGCUACGCCUUCUAAAGUCCAAUAAUACGACCAUGCGGAGGGCGCGUCCGGGCGCCGUGUCGCUCGUAGCGGCCUUUACUGCUCUCACCGAUGCGGCCAAAUCCCCGGAAACCAACGGCAUCGCCAAGGUGCUAGAAAUGCUUGCUGGCAUGAAGGAGAAGGCGAUCAAGGAACUGCAGGAUGAGAAAGUAACCUUCGCCAAAUUUUCCCAGUGGUGCGACGACACGAAGAUAGAAUUGGACUCGGCGAUAAAGAAGGGCGGUACCAUGAUCGACGAUUAUGCAUUGCAAAAGGAAUAUUGCACUAAGUCUAGUAGGAGGUCUCGUGGCAAGAUUUCUAAAGAGGAAAAAAUGCAGUUUGUGAUGCUGUUUCACCUAAGGUGGGAGAUAUGUCAUGCGCGAUUGCAACUAAUACGAGAACGAGUGCCGCGAUACUUUUGCACAGAAUAACAAAUACACCGGGGCAAUCGCGAUGAACGAAGGAAAGAGCACGGAGCUCGCAAGCGAAAUCGAGGAACUCGCUGGUAAAAGAAUUAUACUCUUUCAAAGUUACAUGCUUCUUUAAAUUUGCAUGUAGUGGCGAUUUCGAUGAAGUUAGAAUUUGAGUUUUAGACUCAUACAUAAUGACGAUGUGUAGAUGUGGACGCAAUGCAAAAUUUUUGCUUUUGGCCCUUCAGAUACAAUAUAACACAUUUAAAAAAUACCAGCUUCCUCCGCCGCUCUGACCGAAAAGAAAAACGCGGAAGUCGCCCGUCGAGCGGAAGAAGCCUCUGCCAGCGCGAAGAUAAAGGCGGAAAUCCAGGAAAACAUCAUCGCGGUGGGCAAGGCGAUUGAAGUUUUGAAGGCCGAACCAAAGUCCGUCGCGUUUACGCAAACGAAAAAGGAGGCUUUGAUGCAAAUGGAGCAAUCUACCGCCAUGUCCAGUAGGCAGAAGGAGAUCGUGUCGCUGUUGGUCACAGGUACUUUUGUUUUUCGCGAAGAUGAAGUCAAAAGUUUUUAAUUAUUUUGAAUUUUGCAGCAUCACAUCGAGGGAUAAUUGUCAUUAGCUUUGCUUUGUAUGGUAAGUUUUUAACUUGUUCAAUGGCGCAAAGGGAUUUGAACAGCGACAUUUUCCUACAUGAUGUACUUCUAAAUCAAAAUUAUCCAGGUGUCCCUGCGUACGAGAACCAGUCCGGCGGUGUUAUCAAGAUGCUCGAGGACUUGAUGGACCAGUUCGUCGCGGAGAAAUUUAAAGAAGAGAAGGAAGACAGCAUCAAAGCCGCCGCUUCCGACAAGAUCGUGACGAAUUUAAACGUAUCAAAUGCAAAUACGUCUGGGUCAUCUGGAGGAGCAAAAGGUUUGUCAUGCAGCUUUCGCAUGAGCCAGAAAGUCUGGAAUGCGGGCCGUAGCAUCACAAGUUAAAGUUUUGAGAAGGUUUCCCUAACUGUUGAAUCCAUACGAGAACUCCGCAUGAGAAUGGCAAUCAAAAGAGAGGACUUCUUCUUUUCCUGGUCACGCAAUACAGAUUUCUGCGUCGAUCAGAUUUAGCAUGACAAACUCGAACUCUUCCACACCCAGACAUGUUUGCAUUUGAUAAAACGGCCAGAUCCGCUUGGUUGAAGAAGACAAGACCCGCUCUGAGGGCGCCAAGGCAAAGCACGACGCCGCCGCGGGAAAGGCGAGCGAGGACAAAGCGGACGCUAUCCUGAGUAGAAACACCCCUACACCAUAGUCAAGUUGAUAAAUCUGCAACACAAAAAAACUCAAAGUCAUGGGAGUAUAUGCAUGACAGGUUCCUGUCUGCAGCGUAGUGCUGGUUAGCGAGGACAGCCGCAUCACAAAGAUGGCCCCUUAUGCUGUUUACAGCACCACAAAUCCCAGAACACGACUACAAUCGCCACGCAUGAUGCGGAUGCGCAUUACAAAUGAUUCUGUGGAUGCAAAUCUGCAAGACAACUAGGGGGUGGGGAUGUUUUUACUCAGGAUAGACGCGGAAGAGACGCUCGCGAAGAAUGUGAAAAACGAAAAGCAGAUGUCCGCGACGUGUGCGAAGAAGCACGCCGACAUGGACGUCAGGACCCAAAUAUGAAGUGCAAAAGUAUCGUACUCGUAUAAGUGCAUGACAAAUUCCCUCAGCGUGAGAAUUAAGAUUUGUAAUGCGUAUUUACUUUGAGGAAAAACUUGUAACUAUGCAAGACUUGCAUUUAUACGAAUGCGAUACUUUUGCACAGGAUACCAGACCAGAACGGCGGAGAUCGAAGCGAUUGGCAAGGCGGCGGAGACUAUGAUACACAAAAGUUCGUCACAAGGACAAUAAUCACUCAUGUUGCGCAUUUUUGCAAUACAAACACAAACGUGUCUAUCAUGUGCAAUAAAAAUUCACCUUCACCACAUUGUUCGAGUUUCGUACGCGAGUUGCCGUGUGUUUGUUCGCCAAAAGAUGAAAAAGCUGUGUUGGUAGAAAAAAUUAUCAUUCAAAAUCUGCACCAAAGCAGUAACUGCGGCGAACUUUUUUCCCUUCCAUAGAGACAAUCGAAGGCGUUGCCGGGUUGAAGACCGCUGCGGGUUUGGUGCAGCAGGCGACCACCUCGUUCCUGCAGCUGUCCGCCAACAAAGUGUUCUCCAAACAGCACUCUUCCGACGUCGACGUCGCGUCUCUGCUCCGCACCGCGGGCCAGAAGCAACACAGCAAGCGGCUGCAGCUCCUCGCUUUGAAGAUCGAGUCCCUUUCGUCCGUCGGCGGGCCGUUUGAUAAGAUCAAAAAGAUGAUCGAAGACAUGAUCAUGAAGCUAAAGAAAGAAUCCGCGGAGGAAGCCGGGAAGAACGCCCAGUGCGUCCAGUUAUGCAGUGAAAAAGUAGGGUAGAAGUGGUACUGGUGGAACUGUUGUCGCAUGACAGAUCUCCUUUCAGCUAACUUGAAUGUGCGUGACAAGUUAAAGUUUUCGUUUUUCUUCCUAAAAAUGUUGAAAUUUGUAUUGCAAUUCCCACUAGGACUAGUACCACAAUGCAGGUCUUUUUUGAAUCCAUAAGACUGGAUGAGCGACAACAAGCAAGACAUGGAAGAUUCCCAGGAGCGGCUCGACGCACUGAAGAUCGAGAUCGAGAAGCAAACCUCCACCGUUGAGUCUUCCACUGCGAAGUUAGCGGAGCUCGCCGACGAGGCUGCGAAGGCGCAAUCCACCCUCGCAAAGGCGUAUCACGAGAAAAAAGUGUUACAGUUACCCAGGUGUUGGAGUUUCUGCAUCACAGAUUUUCUCUUGGUGGCAGAGAAAACGUGUAAUGCGAAGAUCAUAAGCGAAAGCAGGAACAAAACGAGGCUCCCAAGCAUUUCCUGCAUGAGAAAGGUUGUCUGUGUUGCCGGUCUUGCAUAGACUAUGUGUGUAACUGUAACGCUUUUUUCUUGCGAUAAGGCGGGCAAGACGCGGGCGGAGGAAAAAAAGGAAAACGCAGCGACGGUUGCGGACGCCAAGGUCGGGAGCGAGGCCGUGGACAAGGCCAUUCAGGUAUAAUUGACGGAAUUUUCAUCUGUUUUCAGCAUGACAGAACAGGUUUCCUUCGCUAUUUGCGCAUUAGGAACAGGUGUAGGUGGACUUUUGAACCUUUAUCAAUCUCGAUUGCCAAAUCGUGAUCGCUGCUUCACAAAGAAAAAUAAUGUUGUUUGGUGUCCUGCAAGAGAAAGUGAAAUUUAGUACUAGUCCCUGAAUUUAAAUUGCAAUGAUAAAAAACUAUCAGAUCCUGAACGAUUUCUAUGGUGACGCUGCGACGAAGACCUCCCUGGUUCAAGUGAAGCAGUAUCCUGUGCAAAAGUAUCGUACUAGUAUGAAUCGCAAUACAAAUUAGCUCAGCAUUACAAACUUCACUUUGUAAUGCUGAUUCACCUUUAUUUUUGUAUUGCAUAACUGCAAUUAGUACGAGUGCGAUACUUUUGCACUGCAUAAGCAGCCAGAAGUGGACAUGUCCGACAUGCCCGACACCUUCGAUUCCCCCUACACGGGCCAACAGUCCAUGGGCGGUGGCGUCGUCGGUAUCAUGGAAGUGAUUCUCUCGGACUUUUUAUUCUGUUUAAAAACGUCCCCACCCGGCCCAGAGUUCUUGUCAUCGACAAAUCUGCAUGACAAGAAGUAGUCUCUCGUGCGAGGGAGACCGAUGAGAGACAUUUUCUAGUCGUGGUUUGGAAUAAUUUGUGAUGCUAGAAACAGCACGAUGUGCUAGAUUUGCGAUGCUCCUGAACUAGCUUUAAACGCAAUUACAUAUAUGAGGACAAACUUGUCAUGCGAAACAAACUAAAGCUGGUGGAUUUGUCUAGCAGAUUUCCCAUCUUGGCUCUGAUAUGGGGACGUUUUUAUGCAGGAUACCUUCUGAAGCUCCUCCAAGAAACCGAAGCUGCGGAGUCCGCCGCACAGAAGGAGUACGACGAGUUGGUCCAAAAUGAAGCCGAGGCCAAAGCCGCCCGGGACGCGCAAAUGUCUCACUAUGCAAUGCAAAUAUGUCAUCUGGUUCCUCUGAAAGAACGCUGCAACUUGUCAAGUUUCUCAUGCGGGAAAGGCAUGAUGGAGAUCUUACGGAAUCUAGCAUGCUAGGUCCUGCAUCUUCCCACCCCUCAUGAUGUGUCAAGGCCAUGGAAAACCUGCUUGACAAGCCUUCGGCUCAUCAUCUGGCAGAUGACCCAGACAUAUUUGCAAUGCAUACCCACUUGGAGAAGACCAAAGCGAAAGCAAAGGCGGACUUGACCCAGGCUAUGGGAGAUUUGGAAACGGAAAAGUCCACCAUGUCGUCGAUCGUCGAGGCCAAGCGCGUGAUCGAACAGGAUAAGGGGUGUGUCAUGGGCGCGGGGAAUAUCCACAGUAAAUUUCCUGUACACGUACAAAUGCGGUCCCUGCAUGACAAAACUUGGCUUCGAUCCUAGUUUAGCAUGACAAGUUUUAUGCUCCAAAUUGGCGAAAUUUGUGAUGCAUCUUGUACAUGUACGGGAAACUUGUAUUGCAUAGGCAAGACACCGGAUGAGCUGUUCAAGGAAAGGUCGGACGCGAGAAAGGCGGAGAUGGAGUCUUUUAUGGCGUUCUCAGCUGUUACAUCCUCAGCUGUUACAUGGAUUUGUGAUGCAAGAACUGCAACAGUGAACAAAUAGGGGACCGACCUUGCGCUUCUCGCAUGACAGAUUUGGCAAAGAUUCUCAGCCUGUUGGGCUCGUCGGGAAUUUGUCAUGCGAAGUAGCUUCAUCGUGCCGAUUCUGAUUGCAAUUUUGCAUGACACAUCAUGUAACAGUUAAGAAUGUAACAUUUGAGAACGCCAUAUCUUUAGGGCAGGCGUUGGAGGUGUUGAAGGUGCAAACGUAGAGGAGUGUUUGUUGUCGGGAUAUUAAUUUACGUAUGCUAUUGCUAGUGCCUUUUCGUACUAGGAAUUGAAGUUUCACUUUCAUCUCAAGGAAUUUUACAAUUUUAGAUUUACUGAAGAUGAGUGUUUCACGCUUUUUUUUCUCUCUCCCCAAAACCCGAGCUGCAACUAGCAGGACGUCCAUUCUCGUUUCUAUAGUCUUAAUGGUACAUCAAAUGGCAGUUAUUUUUUUGGUACAUCUUUUUGGCAAAGCAAGUCCUAGUCUUAAUGGUAAAUCAAUGGUACAGAAGAUUCUCGAGUAGAAUGGUAAAUGGUAAACAAGUCGAAUGGUAAAAGGAGAUCAUGGAUGGACUGUGUUGUGGCUCGACAGUUGUGAGUGAAAGAAGAUAAGAGUGUGUGGGGAAACAGAAAAAAAAACUUGGAAGUACAACAGCUUGUAUGAUUACGAUAUUCACCUUCACGACAAACACAAAAGUACGCACACGGUGCGUUUUGAUUUUAUGUAUGUCAGGCCAGGCUGAUCAUGCUCCAUCAAAAAAACCGUACUGCUGAGAGGUUGUGUUCUUCCAGGCACAUGAUCCACGCGCGCGAUUUCAGUUGUGGCGCGAACAGGAGAGAGGUUAAAGUUGCGUCUUUAGGUCUUUGACCAAGCUAGUGCAGUCGAUUGAUGUUGACCGGUUUCGUGAAGUGUUGUUUCCUGAUGAUGAUGAUGAAGAGAGUGGUGAUACUGUGUCGAGCGGCCUGCGUUUUGCUUCUGAGGAUCCUCCAGAUGACCACCAGCUGUUGACGUUGCAUCUCGAGCGGCAGCACGCGGAUAUCUGCCGCGAGGUCGAAGAGUGCCCCUUCUUCACCACACGGCGAUACGACCAUGGGAGUAGGGCGAUCGCGUCCGUGCGCUGCGUCUGCCAGGAGUGUCGCCAGUUUGUCUCGCGUCGUCAGGCCAGGGGAGCGAGGGCAAGAGCGGCGUCCGGGUCUUCUUCCGUUUCAAUUCCAGACUCGAUUGAUGGUGAUGAUGUUGAUGUAGGGUGCGAGUCAGAUGAGGACUUCGUGCUUGAGGUUGGUGCUCGGGGUGAGCCCAGCCCGGUAGCUAGCCGCGGCGCAGCAGCCGAUGACGAUCCUGCUGAGCUCAAGUUGCGUUUUCCCUCUGACCAACAGCGGCUCUUUGCUAACCUGAAGACCGCGUUUCGGCACAUGCGCUACAGGAAACAGAAAGAUGCGGAAGCGGUUUUUGCGUCACUGAUCCCGCCCCCUCCUGCGAAGCCCAAGGAGACCACUACCAGCGCGAGACCUGUCCGUGCUCUCGACGCUGACGCCCCCCCGCAACGAUCCAAGAAGCCCACGCCCUCCCAAGCGCUUGACCCCGAUCUGCGUCCGGAGCAGCUCGUCGUCGAUGUUGGGCAUGCUGAUGUUGUUGCUGGUGCCGAAGCUGACGGUGAUGACCCUCCCGCGCCGCUUCCCAAGGGUAUUACGUGGUGCACAUCCAUUCCAGGAGCGGAGUCUCGUGCCUUUGGUGGAGUUUUGCUUGUGCGGGUUACGAGCGCCAAGCUCCCUGACGGGACCACACACCACGUUUCCCGCCACGUUGAUCCAGCCGCCUAUGGGAACAGCGCGACUUUAGCAAUCGAAGCGGCAAUUGCGUUGCGGGCUCAGGUCGUCGUUGACCCGGCGCCCUUCAUUGCGAAAACCAGGGCGAUGCGGAAGCCGAAAAAAAAGAAGAAAAGUGGUGAAGGUGUGGCGAUCGCUCUGAGUGCUGUGAAGUAGAUGUUGUUUUUUUAAGAGAUAAGCAUGUUUUUUGUAGUUAGUAGGUCCUGGGGGAGAUAGAGUUUUGGUAGUUUGAAUUUCAUCUUUCUCUGCAUAACUAUGAGGCUUUCCUCUUUUAACAGUAUAGUUCGUUAGUAGCUUCGUGCAAAAAAGAAAAAGAAAUACGAUAUCUCCCGGUCGGUUCGUUCAAACAAAAUAAAAAACACAAAAAAAAAAACCUGUAUCUUUCUAGUAGUGCAGUCUCUCUGUCUC
Molecule: messenger RNA, 7409 nt
Organism: Amoebophrya sp. A120
Lineage: Eukaryota; Dinophyceae; Syndiniales; Amoebophryaceae
Source: the annotation of a GenBank genome assembly